AUGAAGGACAAGUUCGUGGUAUCCGUGUUAUCUUUGCUCCUCGGCCAGGGCUUGGCUGAAGAACGCCACUACCCCCUUGUUACAUCCCUUGGUGCUCUCCGCGUAUUGCACUACAACAACCUUGGCCCUCAGAACAAUGGUACUUCUGUCGUAUUAGCGCAUGAACACUCGAGCUAUGCCGAUGCGACUGCAAAAUGCACUGCCAUUGGCGAGAAGCUCUUCCCGUGGUCUUCGAAGCAAAACGACAGUCAAGUCGAACUCGGCUAUGAGCUAGACUACCUCGUCUUUGAGAAGGAGCUAGGAGCCGAUGAUUACCUGUGGCUGUCAACAGAACAGGACUCUCACAAGAACUGUUUUGCUUUCUCGAUCUCCGAUCGCCAGAUCGUUCCGAAACAAUGUAGAGAGAAGCUACCAGCCCUCUGUACUUCAACUCCGCCCGCAACAACCGAUCUCGACGGAGCUGCAAGGGAAGCUGCGAAGCUGACUGUGACAUCCAAUGAUUAUACCUUCACCGGAUAUCGGGAUGCACGAUCCUUCCGCUUCCUUGGCGUGCCUUUUGCAAGUCCCCCAAUCGGGGACUUGCGCCUUGCCCCACCGCAAGGCUACACAGGGCAGAAGAAUAUCGAUGCGACUAGCAUGGGGGAUAUAUGCAUUCAAUCCCCCUCACCUCUUAGCACUGUGCCUAUUCGUGGAAUGUCCGAGGACUGUCUUUACCUGAACGUCUUCACCCCACUCCUCCCUCACGAUGACACAAAGAAUACCGCACUCCUCCCCGUGGCUGUUUAUGUGUAUGGUGGUGCAUUCACAAAAGGCUCCUCAUCUAUGAUCGAUUAUGACGGGGGAAACUUCGCUAGCCGCAGCGAUGUGGUCGUCGUCACGCUUAACUAUCGGCUUGGAGCAUUGGGCUUUCUCUCGACGGGGAAUCUGACAACCGGAAACUACGGUAUCCAAGAUCAGAUCAUAGCUUUGGAAUGGGUCCAAAAACAUAUUUCUGCCUUGGGGGGUGAUCCGUCUCGUGUUACUGUCUUCGGCCAGUCCUCUGGAGGUCAAAGCGUGGUAGCCCUGCUCUCUUCAACUGCAGCAAAGGGUCUCUUCUCCAGCGCGCUGGUACAAUCAGCAAAUUUCGAUCUCCCUUGGUUCUCUCGCGAUCUUUACUCCAAAUAUAUCGCCCCAGAAAUCGCAAACGCAGUUGGCUGUGAGGGCAAUGAUUUGGAAGAAAGUCUCGUCAAGUGCCUUCGUUCCGUCCCGGCUUCAAUGUAUCUCGAUAACUCAACCGAGUUCCAGACUGCUACAAAGACCUUCUCAUCCACCAUCGCAAAACAUUUCUACAACAACACUCAAGCAACAGCUGCAGAUGAGCCAUUCAUGCCGAUGGUAGAUGAUACCGGAUCGGGCGUAAUCGACGACCAAUUCAACGUCCUACUAACAAACAACAACCUCCCCAUCAACGUCCCAACCAUGUUCACCACUGUCCGGGACGAGGCAAGCCUCUACAUGGACAUUCUCGGUUCGACAAAAGCCCCACUCGCUACAUUGCUUAAUGCCAUAUUAGGCGAGACUCUCGCUCAGAAAAUUAUCGCCUCGGGUGCAUACAACGUCGAUGAUUCGGACACCGACGCCGUCCUCAACGCUAUUUCCGAUGCUCUGACGCAUAGUCAGUGGACUUGUCCACAGGGUUAUCUUCUCGAUAACUCUAAUUCCGCCUUCCCUUCACUAUACGAAAUCCAAAUAACAGAUGGUCAUGCACAGACGUCAAACAUGCCGGAUAUCUGUUACCCGAAUAGUGGAUAUAACGCUUCCUGUCAUGCCUCGGAUAACCUGCUUGCAUGGGGUACCUUGAAUGCCAAGACGGAGGACGUGAAACCGUACUACGAUGAUCGGGACGUUCUUCACUCGCAGCUCGUUCAUGAUGUAUUUGGUGCGUUUUUCCGCGAGAGGAACCCAAAUCCGAAUUUGGAGUUCUUGAAGGUUCGUGGUCCUGCGUAUGCAAGUACGCUUUCUAUAUUUGGUGGGGAGGUUGGUUCGAAUUCCUCGCUUGGGAGUACUGAGAAUGGGUUUGUUAUUGAGCAGUAUACGGCCGAUGAGCGGAAUUUGACGCUUCUGGGGAUGCCGCCCUCUAGUACGGCUAAUUUUGAGGACGAAGAUAUCUGUGCUGUGCUGCGUGAUUACGGGUUUACUUUCCAAAGGGCCCGUCUCUCUGAUUAG
This is a messenger RNA of Penicillium hordei, 2205 nucleotides long. Its product is annotated as putative cholinesterase. Lineage: Eukaryota; Fungi; Ascomycota; Eurotiomycetes; Eurotiales; Aspergillaceae. The record is from RefSeq and is a predicted model, not a curated record. The transcript has a single exon. Bases 1 to 2205 code for a protein of 734 amino acids.